AUAUGGCCAAUAUAUAAGAAACUUCCAUUUAAACACUCAGCGGGAUGGAAAAUAACUCCUAUUGGCGCCAUUUUGCGAGACACCUCACCGCUUCACCACUGUCUUCGCAUCUUUUGCAAACACCCUGAACUAGACAACAUGGCCGACCCAGAGCCAGAACUUCUCGACUACGAAGAGGAUGAGGAGGCGGUGGACGGGGGUGUGGCAGAGACCCAGGAGGCAGCCCCCCCUAAGAAGGAUGUGAAGGGAACAUAUGUGUCUAUCCAUUCCUCAGGAUUCAGAGAUUUCCUUCUCAAGCCGGAGAUUUUAAGGGCCAUUGUCGAUUGUGGCUUUGAACAUCCGUCAGAAGUGCAACACGAAUGCAUCCCACAAGCAGUGUUGGGGAUGGACAUUCUGGGCCAGGCUAAGUCCGGCAUGGGCAAGACGGCUGUGUUUGUCCUGGCAACACUGCAGCAGAUUGACCCUGUGGAUGGCCAGGUGUCGGUGUUGGUGAUGUGCCACACCCGCGAGUUGGCGUACCAGAUCGCGAAGGAGUAUGAACGUUUUAGCAAGUACAUGCCGACGGUGAAGGUGGGAGUGUUCUUCGGGGGGAUGAACAUACAGAAGGACGAGGACACCCUUAAGAACAACUGCCCUCAUAUCGUGGUGGGGACGCCGGGGAGGGUGCUGGCUCUGGUGCGCAACAAGAAGCUCAGUCUGCGCCACCUGAAGCAUUUCGUGCUGGACGAGUGCGACAAAAUGCUCGAACAACUGGACAUGAGGAGGGAUGUGCAAGAGAUUUUCCGCAACACACCACACGAGAAACAAGUUAUGAUGUUUUCAGCCACACUCAGCAAGGACAUUCGCCCCGUCUGCAAGAAAUUCAUGCAAGAUCCCAUGGAGGUGUAUGUGGAUGACGAGGCAAAGCUGACCCUGCACGGCCUCCAGCAACACUACGUCAAGAUCAAGGAGAAUGAGAAGAACAAGAAGCUGUUUGAACUCCUCGAUGCUUUGGAGUUUAACCAGGUGGUGAUCUUUGUGAAGUCAGUGCAGCGGUGUGUGGCGCUGGCAACACUGCUGGUCGACAUGAACUUCCCAGCCAUCGCCAUUCACCGCGCCAUGCAACAGGAGGAGCGUCUCAGCCGGUACCAGCAGUUCAAGGACUUCCAGAAGCGCAUCUUGGUGGCAACGAACCUGUUUGGCCGAGGAAUGGACAUUGAGAGGGUGAACAUUGUCUUCAACUACGACAUGCCUGAGGACAGUGACACCUACCUGCAUCGCGUGGCCCGGGCUGGACGCUUCGGUACCAAGGGCCUGGCGGUGACCUUCGUGAGCGAGGAGAGCGACGCCAAGACACUGAACGAGGUGCAGGAACGCUUCGACGUCAACAUUACUGAGCUGCCCGACGAGAUCGACCUCUCGUCCUACAUUGAGGGACGCUAGUGGACCAGCGCGUACAUGUGUGAGCGUGUGUGCGUGUGUGUGCGUCUGUAGCCUUGGCCUGUAGUGUGUACGUAUGAAACACCCCAAACAAUAACGUACAUUAUUAUUAUUAUUAUUAUCAUCAAAAACUUAAAUUAUUCUGCUUUGACAAUUUCUUUUACUUUCAAAAUCUUAAAAGGCAUCAUUAUUUUUUUCAUUAUUAUUAUUAUUGUAGUGUUGUGAAGAGCGACCUAGUGUUUCUUGAGUGUUGUGUCCUGCAGAGUGUGCCAGGAAGGGAGGGCUGAGUUCGUGUCUCUCGGCAGUAAUUUAAGUACGUCUGUAUUGCAAAGUUUUGGAAGAAAGAUUUUUUUUUAAGUUUUAUCAAAA
Portunus trituberculatus (swimming crab) is the source of this 1788-nucleotide messenger RNA. RefSeq names its product ATP-dependent RNA helicase WM6 (gene Hel25E). Gene Ontology annotation, biological process: mRNA splicing, via spliceosome; mRNA export from nucleus. The record is from RefSeq and is a predicted model, not a curated record. Gene Ontology annotation, molecular function: ATP binding; RNA binding; RNA helicase activity. The transcript has 10 exons. Bases 139 to 1422 code for a protein of 427 amino acids. NCBI's taxonomy places the organism in Eukaryota, Metazoa, Arthropoda, Malacostraca, Decapoda, Portunidae.